Molecule: messenger RNA, 1273 nt
Organism: Brassica napus (rape)
Lineage: Eukaryota; Viridiplantae; Streptophyta; Magnoliopsida; Brassicales; Brassicaceae
Exons: 1
Coding region: 101-1273 (390 amino acids)
Source: RefSeq, a predicted model, not a curated record
UCGAUCGGUUCUACAUUUGGCCUUGCAGCGCGAUUGGGCUAUUCAUUAGCUCGACGUAAAGAACGCUUUUCUUCAUGGCAGGUUAGACAAACCGGUUUAUAUGCAUCAACCACCGGGAAUGAUCGACAAGACUCAACCUUAUCACGUAUGUAAACUCGAAAAAGCUCUUUACGGCUUGAAACAAGCACCUCGUGCCUGGAAUGCUCGAUUCUCUGAGUUUGUGACAAAGCUUGGCUUCAACAAAAGCAACAGCGACCACUCACUCUUCGUUUACAACAAAGGACACGAUCAAGCAUUCAUCCUCCUCUACGUCGAUGAUAUCCUUCUCACGGCAUCAACACCAGCGCUUAGACACACCGUCACAAAUCUGCUCAAAGCUGAAUUUGAAAUGUCAGACGACAGACCCCUCUCCUACUUUCUUGGAAUCAAAAUUGAGAAGAACUCCAAAGGUAUGUUGUUGAGUCAAUCCGCAUAUGCCAAAGAUAUUCUUGCUCGUAUGUCGAUGCAUAAUUGCAAUCCAGUAACAACACCGGUGGACCUCAAAUCAAAGUUAUCACAAGACGAUGGCGAUCCCAUUCAUAAUCCCACUGAAUACAGAAGCAUUGCUGGUGCGUUGCAGUAUCUUACACUUACUCGUCCGGACAUACAAUACGCGGUUCACCAGCUGUGCCUUUACAUGCAUGACCCAAGACUCCCUCACUUGAAUGCUCUUAAGCGCGUCCUGCGAUACCUCAAAGGCACUCUCGACCAAGGUCUUCAGUUAUUCAAGUCCACGUCUACGCAACUGACUGCCUAUACCGACGCAGAUUGGACUGGCUGUCCGGAUACUCGCCGCUCUACCUCUGGAUAUUUCAUCUUCUUGGGAGACAACCUCUUGUCAUGGUCCUCCAAACGACAACCCACGGUAUCUCGCUCUAGUGCUGAGGCUGAAUACAAAGGCGUAGCAAAUGUGGUUGCGGAGACUUGCUACAUACGCAAUCUCUUACUCGAGCUAGGAUGCCCCCUGACCACGGCUACACUUGUGUACUGCGAUAACAUCAGCGCGAUCUAUCUCUCCAACAACCCUGUCAAACAUCAAAGAACAAAGCAUGUAGAGAUAGAUAUACACUUUGUGCGUGAAAAGGUGGCUAUGGGACAAGUACGAGUACUACAUGUACCAUCUUCUUCUCAAUUUGCGGACAUAUUCGCUAAAGGACUCCCAUCCUCACUGUUCAACGACUUCAAGCACUGUCUCUCCGUCUGGUCACCCAACGAUUCGACUGAGGGGGGGUGA